Fukomys damarensis (Damara mole-rat) is the source of this 2537-nucleotide messenger RNA. RefSeq names its product stathmin 3 (gene Stmn3). Bases 33 to 755 code for a protein of 240 amino acids. Gene Ontology annotation, cellular component: neuron projection; cytoplasm. Gene Ontology annotation, biological process: neuron projection development; regulation of microtubule polymerization or depolymerization; microtubule depolymerization. NCBI's taxonomy places the organism in Eukaryota, Metazoa, Chordata, Mammalia, Rodentia, Bathyergidae. The record is from RefSeq and is a predicted model, not a curated record. The transcript is spliced from 4 exons. Gene Ontology annotation, molecular function: tubulin binding.
AGGGUGUCAGUGUGCCUGCUCACCAUGACCUCAUGUCCACAGCGUACAAAGAGAAGAUGAAAGAGCUGUCUGUUCUGUCGCUCAUCUGCUCCUGCUUCUACUCACAGCCUCAUCCCAACACCAUCUACCAGUAUGGGGACAUGGAAGUGAAAGAACUGGACAAGCGAGCCUCUGGCCAGAGCUUUGAGGUCAUCCUCAAGUCGCCUUCUGACCUAUCCCCAGAGAGCCCUGUGCUGUCUUCUCCCCCCAAGAGGAAGGACACCUCCCUGGAGGAGCUGCGGAAGCGGCUGGAGGCAGCUGAGGAGCGGAGAAAGGCAAGGACACCUCUCUCCACGAGUCCUGACAAAGGCAUUGCUCGGGAACACGGCAGCCUUGUUCCUUGGUUCUUCUCCAGAGACUGGAAUGCGAUGAGGAGGAAGGGAGACAGGAAGCAAACACUGGGAGGCACCCUUGGACGCCCGGACCUGGUCCCGGGGCCCCCACGUCCUGACUGCUCGCAAAGAGCGCCUCCCAGAGACCACCUCGAAGGGGGUGGAGCUGCUCUAAGUUGGGGGUCAGGGAAGCUCCCCGAGACUGGCCCUUUAGCCCUGUCCCUGUCCCCUCCGAGUCCCCUGCCAGCCUCCGCCCCUUGCCUCACUGUCCUGCCGAGACCGGACAGCAACCGCCGCCCUUCAGCCCCGCCCCUGUCCUCGCAGGAGCUGCACGCGGCCGAGGUGCGCAGGAACAAGGAGCAGCGGGAGGAGAUGUCCGGCUAAGGGCACCGGACACCGCGGCCACAAGAACACGUUCGGGCGUUGUUUUUUUGUUCAACUUUGUCUAGAUGCAAGUUUUGUUUCUGCUCUGUCCCCUACCCUGCACCCCCAGCUUCAUGCUUCGUCCGCACUCUGGGCAUCCGGGUCCUUGUCAGACCAUGGACUCUCCCUGGAGUCCGCAGGAUGGGAGACACGGCCGCCCAGGUGACACCAGGCCAGGCUCUUGGUGGCCCUCUAGUGGAUGUGGUGGCAACCUUAAUAAACCUAGUGGCAGUGGCGCAACGUGCAGGUCCUCGUGCUGGGUUGCUUGGUCAGCACAUGGUCACACGAGGUCACACAGUUUACACCAGCUCCAGCCCAGCCAACAAGCAACAACAGCAAAGCAUCUGCCUGUCUUUCUGUGAGGAGCGCCUUCAUAGAGUGGGUGUGAGGGGUGGAGGUCAGAGAAUGGUAACAUUGAGUUGAACCAGCAAGGAGGUCCUGACCCCAGCACUCUGGGAGGCUGAAGCAGGAUGAUCCCAAGUUUGAAUCCCAUCUGGGCAUUUAGUGACUUAAUGAGACCCUGUCUCAAAACAACCCUGUCUGGGGUUGUAGCUCCAUGCAAAGACCCUGGGUUCAAGCCUCAGUUCUAGCAAAAAGGAGAGAGAACUUGGACUAAGGACUGUUGGGCAGGUGGGGCCCACUCACGCCAUCACUGCAGCCAGCUCUGGGUGCUGUGUGCAGUGAAACUGUCUGGCGUGGUGAGUCAGGGCUUCUGUACUCUCAGGGUGAUGGCCUCGGGAUUCCUCUGAGAACACCUGGCCUGAAGUAGGUGCCCUGGGCCAGCCUUAGAACCCGUGGUCAUCACACACGGGAUGAGCAGGGUCAGGGGCCUAUGGCCAGGCGCAAGUCGGCUGAAGGUAGGCGUUCUCUGCCAAGGACCCAUAAGCAGGUGGCUGUGAUCUACAGCUUUGUGAGUAGCUGUGGACCUGCCUGUUCUCCAGAAAGCCCCAUCCCUGGCACUGUGUGGUGACAGCCCCACUGCCCCUGAACCCUCAGCUUUGCAGCUGCCUUGACGAACCUCAUCCUGAGAGCCUCUAGUCUUGGCACCUUCCCCUGCCCUCUGCUGAUUCCUCCUGACCACUGACUUUCAGGCUUCUGAGUGAAUGGCAGCUACAAGUCCCCAGGGAGCCCACUAAGGGGGUUCCUCGGGAGUGGCUACCCACAGAUUCACGCGCUGUGAGGACAAGGUCAAGUUUCCCAAGCCAGCCCUGACACGCCACCCAUCCUUGCAGUUUCUCACCAGAGCACUGGAAGCCUGGGUCUAGGUGGCCCAGCAGUCCUAAGAUGUCCUGGGGCUCAUAUGUGAGGAUGGCCACUUGUCAUCACGGGGAGCUCCUCUGCAUCACCGCAGCAUCCGCACUCUUCUCCAUCCCACAGCCAGAGCAAGGGUAGGUGAUGACCUCUGCAGCACACCCACCACCUCUGUCUUUGUCUGCCCAAGACAGCCUCUAGAGGAAGCAAGGGCAGGGCUAGAACCCAAAAGUACCCUAACCCACAUGUGGCUUUUGAUGGACUCACAGGAGUAGAAUCAGGAGCUGGUUAGAUUUCUUUUCACAGGUUGCUUUCUUGUCACUAAAGUCUACUGUAGUGUGCCCAUGUCAUCUCUGAGUGAACCUAAACAUUAACUCUAAUGAACCAGAGAGAAACGCCUGUAUGCUUAGAUAUGGCUGAACUGUGAUGGAUGUGGUGGCACACACCUGUAAUUCCAGCACUGCGGAGGGAGGCUGAGGCAGGAGGAUUGCA